CACGCGCAGAGCGCGCCGCGCGACAGAUCGCCUCGUUCGGCCGACAUCUGCGAUCACGGUUCUGCGUUCAUCCCGCAAGAUAAGCUCUUGGAGUCCGGGGCGUCGGGCAUCCAGAAAACUUCCAGAUACCAUCAGCGCGGGACCGAGCAUGACGCCCCGACGGUCGCUUCUUUUCCCGACUGGUGUGGUCUUCUGCGCAUUCCUGCAGCUAGUGGUCGGCCAAAUGGAAGCCAUGGAUGCCAGAGAUCACUUGAGAAUCGUCCACGACAAGCCCGAUCGCACUGACGUUCCCAGCAGUAGCAAGAGCUCUCAUCCAGGCCUUACUGCGGCGACAUUGGUUACUACACCAUUGAGCACCACCAACGUCUCCAACGGGACACCAGGGACGGCACUGCCCCUCGGCUUCGGGUCGGAUUGCUCGCACGAAAGACAGUGCAACGCACUUCUCGGUCUCGCCUGCAUCAGCAACGAGAACCGCCCGCCAAAGUGCGCCUGCCCUUCAUCGGCACCCGUCUACAUCAACGAGGGUGGCGUCCAGAAGUGUGUCCGAGCCAAAAACCUCAACGAAGCGUGCGUCAGCAACCAGGAGUGCAGCUUCGACAACCCUAACGUGCAGUGCAUCAACUCCUUCUGCAACUGCUCGCACCCAUUCCAGUUGACAGCAGCGAGGCACUGCCUGUUGCCUUCAAAUCAAGGAGGUGACAUCUUCACCAUCGCCCUUAGCAUAAUGCUGGCCUUGGCGUUGCUGCUCCUUGUUGCUGGCUACGCGUAUCAAAAGAUGGUGCGCGAACGUGCCGGUUCCAGCAGCAGCACCAGCACCAGUAGCCGCAGCCGCCGCUCGAAGCGCAAACGGAAGCGUGACGCAGACGUUUCGACCACCUCUUCAACGGCUUGCAUUCUGACCAAAGACAGGCCCUUGCCGGACGUCGACAGCGAGGGGGAGUACUCGGCGGGGGACGAAGAAGGCAGCGAGGAACACGGCGAGUCGAGGCGACAGGCACGCGUCGUCCAGCAUGGCUCGUACUUGCGGGAGCACUCGUUGGUGCCACCUCGUCAUCCGCCCCUUUACAUCAGUCAGCAGGCUGUCAAGGGUCGCAAGGUGGCGGGUUUACCGACGGUACAAGAGACAGAGAGUUCCUCUUCCGAGGGUGGCGAACAGCUGCACUCCAGCAGCAGCUCCAUCACAGAAAAGCCGGAAAGAGAUUCACCUGCCACGCCGCUGUAUCGGACAUGCAAGGGACGACACCUGCCCAUCCUGGCGGAGCGAAAGACAGGUGUCGAGCUCAACUACGACGAACCCGACUGUAGCAGCUCAUCCCCAAUGCACAUGCUUCGACCUAAGGACGAGCACAUGCAGAGGAUCCUCGACAAGCAGCAGGUCGUGGUGACCAUUGAAACGCACAAACAGAGAUCCCUCGGAACUGCCCCAAGCCCUCCGCCCAUAGUGUCGCUGCGGAGGCGAGAGCUUCCUCCGUCGGAGUCCACGGACGACUCAUUCAUGAAGGACCUCAAGCGCCGCCUCAGUCUCAAGGCUCGGUUCAGUGACGACCUCUGCGGAUUGACGCCGGUGAUGCGGUCGGCAUCCGCCGAACCAAUACGUGUCGCGGCUGGUGCCGUUCAGUGCGAGGCCGCUCAAGGCACCCCAGCAGAAGCUGGUUUACAAAAGGCGGAGACGGUCGCCAAGGCGCAGCGGGACGCCGAACCGCCGACUGCUGGGGUGACAUUCGGCACCAGUGUUCCUGUUCACGGGUUCACCGUGUCAACCAAGCCUGCAAAAAAGCAGAUUGCGGACCUCGAGCACCGGGAUGAAGGACCGGAGACGGCGAUAGAAAACGCUGCGGCAACUGACGAUACCUCAAAGUUGGGCCGGAAACAUCGCACUGAAAACAGCCAGCCUCCAUUGCAGUUGGCCGAUAAGAGAGACCACUUCAGCACAAUGCCGGACAGAAGCUCGUUGAACGCGGGCGCGCACAACGCGAAGAGGAGGCGCGCAUCCUCGCCACCUGUUUUGAAAAGUUCCGGCGUUGAGGGCAGAACAGAGCCAAACAAGACGAAAACAGUCUUGCUUCCACCCACUGCACGAGCCGAUAAAACCGAGAGGAACGUGAUUCGGCAAAGUCGGGUACCAGUCACAGUUCCCCCUGCCGGCACGAAUUUCGAGAAAAAGGGAAACGAAGUGCAAAUGCAGUGUCCGGAACCUAACACUGCUAGCGUGCUCACCGAGUUGGAUGCUGCAAAACAACUUUCUGAAAACAGUAACGUCAACAAGCAUCCCGCGCUGCCUGUUCCCAAGGGUACGAAUGCUUGUAUGAGCUCACCGGAAAUCGCUGACUGUAAGACACCUAGUCAAAAAGAAAGGCUGAAAGAUGAGCUUGUCGAUGCUGGCGCGGGAAAAUUGCAGCAGAAGCAAAGUGACCACCUCAAUAUCGAAUAAGUCGGCGAAUU
Molecule: messenger RNA, 2445 nt
Organism: Dermacentor albipictus
Lineage: Eukaryota; Metazoa; Arthropoda; Arachnida; Ixodida; Ixodidae
Source: RefSeq, a predicted model, not a curated record